UUUUGUUCAUUGUAUUAGCUUUUUUUUUCUAGAAUGUUGAUCUAAAGACAUAAUUCCAAGAUGAGCACUGAAGAAGAUCCAUACAGUCAAGUGUGUACUGUAUCAAUAAAACCACUGGAUGGCAAAGCUGAGGGAACAUGUAGUGGAAUAUUACUAGACACUCAACAGGGCCUCAUUUUAACACAUGCAUCACUGUUAUACCCCUUAGUGGAGGAAUGUGAUCCUGAGAGACUCCGUAGACUGGUACGAGAUGGCAGUGGGGAUAAAAGAAUUUUUUCUGGUGCUGUCAAUAUCGAGGUGACUUUACCGAAUAGUGAUAAUGGCCUUGAGAAUACGUUCUUCACAAAUGACAGGACCAUUCAUCCUGUUAAACUGUUAAGCCAAGCAGUUCAAGAUGUUAGACCAUUCGUUCGGUGUAAGGGUAAACUAAAGACAAUAUUUGAAUGUAAACGACUGAGAGAUGUUCUCACAAAACUGAUGCCUAGUGAUUCAUGGCAAUUUGUGGAAGAUAUUUCCGCAGUUGAGAAUAAAACUGAGCAAGAUAACAAAUCGGGUAAUAAGGCAGAGCUGUGUUAUAAUUUAUUGCCAUUUUUCAUUCUUAUCAAAUUACAGAAUUUAUAUCCGAUGGAAAAUGUUUUAUCAGUUAGGGAUUCUGUUGACAAUAAAGCAGGAGAUCCUGUGGAGAUUUGCGCAACACCUUUCGGGAAUAUGAGUCCAGAGGUUUUCCUAAAUGCCAAGAGUAGAGGGAUAUUAAGUAAAGUAGCGGGGCCUCGAGGAGUGUUAUUAAUGACGGAUGCAAGAUGUGUACCUGGUAGCGAAGGUGGAGCUCUUUUCUACUGUCAUAAAAGAAAAAGGUUAUUAACAGGUAUUGUGAUAGCCUCAUUAUGUUGGAAGAACAAUGAAUGGGUGGGAUUAUCACUGGCAUGUGCAAUAAGUGAAGUGAUUGGCAGCUUGAAGUCACAUUUAACACAUGACCUUGACAAGAUCAAAAGGACAGAGUAUGUCGGCGGAUUUGGUCAAGGUUUUAUACCUAGGUUGAUCAAGCAUGUGAGAUGUGUCAAUGUAGGGCACAACUGGGGAUCGGGUGUGGUCAUUGACUCGGAAAAAGGUGUCAUCAUGACUUGUAGCCAUGUUCUGAAUGAUGCUAAAUACUCUGGAGUGCAUGUGAGUGAUUCUGAAUCCAGUUCAUCAGAGAUGUGCAAUAUUAUUUAUAGAACACCCCUGAAGUCACAGUUUGAUAUCGCCCUUAUACAACAGAAAAAUGUAACAGCACAUUUAAGUGAAGACAAACAAAUUAGAUUCGGAAAAGCUGUUGAGGGUGAAGUAGUAUAUGUGAUAGGUCAUGCUAUAUUUAGAGGCUAAGGGGACACAUUACCAAUGGUUUGUAGAGGCAUUGUAUCAAAGAUUGUGCAACACAAUAAAGUCCCAGUCAUGUUACAGACAACUUGUGCAGUUCAUGCUGGUGUGAGUGGUGGUGGUGUAUUUAAUACCCGUGGACAGCUGGUAGCAAUAGUGGUCUGCAAUUCAAAGGAUACAGUCUCAGGGGCCUGUUACCCUCAUGUCAACAUGUGUGUUCCUAUAGAAACAGUUGCAUCGGUCAUCAGACAUUAUCUAAAAACUUCAGAUGAAGCCAUACUUAGAUCUCUUCAUGUUAGGAAUGAUGCUGUAAUAAGAAUAUGGAGUAUCGGAACUGAAGAUUGCACCAUAAUAAGCCGUAUAUAAGACGAAAUUUAUAUCACAGAUGGUUUCCUGAUUACUAAUAGUGAAUAGAGUACUUGAACAGCACUUGAUGGCACUAGAUCAUCAUGGCAAUUUCUGGAGAAAUAUGGAAGGCCAUCUUGACAGAACAUACUUGAACAUCAUUAAUUUGUUGGCUCCAGAUCAUCUUUGACACUUCAUGGAGAAAUCUGGAAAGCCAGCUGUGACACACUAUACUUGGACUUCACUCAAUUCCUUCAUUGAGCAAUAUGUAAAUGAAACUAUAAAGUUUUCCUGUUAAGAACACAGGCACGGAUCCAGUGUUUAUUUUUUUGUUUAAUAUAAAAAAUCCCUUUUUUUUUCACACAAUUAAACUUUUAUAUGUUAGUCAAAUGAAAAAAAAAUCGAUGACAAAAAGUCCGGUCACAGUAUCAUAUACAUUGAAAAGGUGAACUAUGCGAGCGUAACGCUAUGGGAAGUUACUCGGCAAACUUGUAGAACAGUUUAUACACUUGCAGCCGCUACCUGCGUGAUUGCACCUUCGAAACAUUUAAGUUGACCCCAUAAAUUGCUUUGAAAAACACGAGCGAAAUAUUUCAGUUAUCCCCGGUCAUUUCAUUCCGGAUAGUGAACGUGUUCCUGGUUUUGAUCACUUCGUUUGGCAGCUGAAAUCGCCGGGGAUAUUUGAAAUAUUUCGCUCCUAGGGACUUGUACUGUGUAUUUCAAAGCAAUUUAUGGGAUAAAAAUAAAAGUUUAAUUGUGUCCUUUUCCAUGUAUAUGAUAUUGUGACCGGAUUUUUUGUCAUCAAUUUUUUUUUCAUUUGACUAACAUAUAUAAAGUAUAUUUGUGUGAAAAAAACAUAUUUUUUAUAUCAAACAAAAAAAUAUACACUGGACCCAUGCCUGUGGUUAAGAAAGGCUGUAUAGUUUUGUUGGAAUGGAACUUUGUGGUUUUGUCCAUGAAUUCUUAGCUUUCAACAUUUGGACACAAGAAAAAUGAAAAUUUUAUUUAUUUGUUUGUUUAAUUUUGAUGAUUGAUGCAGUCAUGAAAUCUAUGAAAAUGGGCCCUCCAUGAAUAUUAUAUAAAUCAGUAUGUCCAAUCUACAGUUGGUCGCAGACUGACUAGAUAUAAAGCCAAUAGGAUUUAAGAGUAGGAAAACCAGCAUAUGGUGCUAAUGCACAUAUUUCUGGUAUGAAAAUAAGUGUGUAUUUCUUUUUAAGAGACCUUGAGAAUUUAUUAUUUAUACCUUUGUUUUCAAAAGCCAUGGCCCGCCCGCUUAGCUCAGUAGGGAGAGCGUAGGUCUACAGAUUGCGGGGUCAGGAGUUCAAUCCCCGGGUGGGGCGUAUGUUCUCUGUGACGAUUUGAUAAAAGACAUUGUGUCUGAAAUCAUUCGUCCUCCACCUCUGAUAAUUCAUGUGGGGAAGUUGGCAGUUACCUGUGGAGGACAGGUUUGUACUAGUACAGAAUCCAGGAACACUGGUUAGGUUAACUGCCCGCUGUUACAUGACUGAAAUACUGUUGAAAAACAGCGUUAGCCCCCAGCUUUCCCCCCCACCCCCCCAAUAAAAAAAAAUAGAAAUUAAACUAAGAGUCACUUCCUGAACCCCUUUUUCAGCACAGUAUUGUCUUUACAGUAACCACUUAAUGCUAUUAGCUCACCCGCUUAAUAUGGAGAGUGCAGAUCUAUGGAUCGAAGAGCCGUCACUAUGACAAUUUGAUAAAGACAUAAUGUCUGAGACGAUUUGUCCUUCACCUGUGAUGUAUGUGGGGAAGUUGGCAGUGACUUGCACAGAACAGGUUUGUACUUGUACAGAAUCCAGGAACACUAGUAAUAAGGUUAACUGUCCACAGUAUAACUGAAAUACUGUUGAAAAAAACAAAUGUGCUAUAACACGUCUGUUUUUUCCAAUGGAAAUUAUACGAUGACAGGUAAUCCGGGCUCUAUAUUUUGAAGUAAAACAUCCUUAAAGUACUUGUAGUUUGAAAAUGGUAUGCUUUAUUUGUUAAGUAUGUUAAAAGUUUGUCUUGUUAAUGUAAUAUUUAACUAUAUUAAAACAAAAAUGACCAAAGUUA
This is a messenger RNA of Mercenaria mercenaria, 3771 nucleotides long. Its product is annotated as peroxisomal leader peptide-processing protease-like. The record is from RefSeq and is a predicted model, not a curated record. Gene Ontology annotation, biological process: protein processing; regulation of fatty acid beta-oxidation. Lineage: Eukaryota; Metazoa; Mollusca; Bivalvia; Venerida; Veneridae. Gene Ontology annotation, molecular function: serine-type endopeptidase activity. The transcript is spliced from 9 exons. The coding region runs from base 61 to 1362 and encodes 433 amino acids. Gene Ontology annotation, cellular component: peroxisome.